Meriones unguiculatus (Mongolian gerbil) is the source of this 4075-nucleotide messenger RNA. RefSeq names its product ST3 beta-galactoside alpha-2,3-sialyltransferase 2 (gene St3gal2). Bases 1408 to 2463 code for a protein of 351 amino acids. The record is from RefSeq and is a predicted model, not a curated record. The transcript is spliced from 8 exons. Gene Ontology annotation, molecular function: beta-galactoside (CMP) alpha-2,3-sialyltransferase activity. Lineage: Eukaryota; Metazoa; Chordata; Mammalia; Rodentia; Muridae.
ACAGGCAGGAGGGGAGAGCCCCAGAGGAUGUGAAUGGGGAGGGGGCACCCGCCCCCUUCCCCCACCCUUCCCUUUAGCUGGGCAGGGGUGGGGGGAGGGGCCGGGCUGAGGCUGCAGCCGCCGUGCUCCGGGAGGGCAGGGCCAGGCAAGGGCGGGACUGGCCCGCGGCAAGCGGACUGGAGAGCCGUGAAGCUAACGGGUCUCGGAGCGGGAGGCGGCGGCAGCGGCGGCGGCGGCAGCGGCGGCGGCAGCUUUCUGCACGGGCGGAGGCGGCGGCAGGAGCGGCAGGCAUGGCCCGCGCGGCGCCCAGCGCAGACUGAGGUGUGAUGAGGUGGGGGUGUCGAUACUUGUGCCGUGGCUUGCAUGUGAAAGUUAGAGGACAGUUUUGUGGACACGACUCCAGGGACGGAAUCCAGGUUGUCACGCUUGAGCAGGUCAUGCUGUGCUCCUGACAGGUGAGGAAGAGCCUGCCAGGGGAUUACUGCUGGCAGAAGCCAAGGGCAGGACAGAGUCACCCCAGAAGCAGGAUUGGGCAAGACAGCUGCGCUGCCGUGGCCAGCAGUCCCAGGAAGGAGUCUGGAGCCCUGGGGAGGAACGCCACACAAGCUCUGCUGACCCACAUGGCUCCCGAGGACCCCACAGCAGGAGUAGGUUGGUGAACUCCUCUGUAACUGCAGCUGGGUCUGCAAUCCCCAGGAGAAAGGACCAGCACCUCCGAUGGGAAGCAGCAGACCGGAAGCUACGGAGAGGAAGGUCUUGAUCUUUGCAGCAGUUUCCUGACGUCCAUGAAGAUUACUGGUUUUCUCUCUGGUCUCGGGUCAGGCUCCUUUCCCCUGGCCAAGGAGUUUGGGUCAGGAGGGCCUACAAGUGUGGAGAGGUCUGGCACAUGGAAUGCAGGCCUCCUGAAGCCCGUGUGCUCUCUCUGCUGUGAUCAGAGUUCCAGGGCUUCCCCACUGCGGGGGAGGAGGGGCUGCCUCAGCGUCUGCUCAUGAGCCACAAGGACCCCGACUGCUCCAGACUGGACCUUUUCAAGCCGCCAAAGAGGGGGGUUCCCGGAGCUGGCAGCCAGCACUCACAAGGGACUAGAGGGCUGGAAUGGACUGACCUCUGCCUUGUCAGGGUCGCAGGAGAAGCAGAGCCUUUGUGGCCCAGCUAGUGACUGAGAGACCCAAUGAAGCCCUAAAUAGAGGCUCCAGUGGCUCAGGGACGGGGGGAGGGAGGGGGGCUCUUCCUGUGGACGUUCUUUCUCCUUUUACCGAGGGAGGGUGUGGCAAGAUUCCCCUGCCACACCUCGUGCCCCUAUGCCCUUUCCACGUGCUGCCAAAGCGAGCAGGCUGCGCCGUGGCUGGCCCCAUCGUGGGCUGGGAAAGGAUUGGCCACGGUGACAGCUGCCCUGUGGCCAGCACCAUGAAGUGCUCCCUCCGGGUGUGGUUCCUCUCCAUGGCCUUCCUGCUGGUGUUCAUCAUGUCCCUGCUCUUCACCUACUCACACCACACCAUGGCUACCCUGCCCUACCUGGACUCCUCAGGGGCCCUGGGCGGCACACACCCAGUGAAGCUGGUGCCGGGCUAUUCGGGACUACAGCGCCUCGGCAAGGAGGGGCUCUCGGGGAAGAGCUGUGCCUGCAGUCGCUGCAUGGGCGAUGCCGGCGCCUCUGACUGGUUUGACAGCCACUUUGACAGUAACAUCUCGCCUGUCUGGACCAGAGAGAACAUGAACCUCCCCCCGGAUGUCCAGAGGUGGUGGAUGAUGCUGCAACCCCAAUUCAAGUCGCACAACACCAACGAGGUGCUGGAGAAGCUGUUCCAGAUCGUGCCGGGUGAGAACCCCUACCGCUUCCGGGACCCCCAACAGUGCCGGCGCUGUGCUGUGGUGGGGAACUCAGGCAACCUCCGGGGCUCUGGCUAUGGGCAGGAAGUGGACAGCCACAACUUUAUCAUGAGGAUGAAUCAGGCACCGACUGUGGGCUUUGAGAAGGAUGUUGGCAGCCGAACCACCCACCAUUUCAUGUACCCCGAGAGUGCCAAGAACCUGCCUGCCAACGUCAGCUUCGUGUUGGUACCCUUCAAGGCCCUGGACCUAAUGUGGAUCGCCAGCGCCCUCUCCACAGGACAGAUCCGAUUCACCUAUGCUCCGGUGAAGUCUUUCCUUCGUGUGGAUAAAGAAAAGGUCCAGAUCUACAACCCAGCCUUCUUCAAGUACAUCCAUGACAGGUGGACUGAGCAUCAUGGACGGUACCCUUCCACAGGAAUGCUGGUGCUCUUCUUUGCGCUCCAUGUGUGUGAUGAGGUGAACGUGUAUGGGUUCGGGGCCGACAGCAGAGGCAACUGGCAUCACUACUGGGAGAACAACCGGUAUGCGGGCGAGUUCCGGAAGACAGGUGUGCACGAUGCCGAUUUCGAAGCCCGCAUCAUUGACAUGCUGGCCAAGGCCAGCAAAAUCGAGGUCUACCGAGGGAACUGAGCGGCCUGGGCGCCCUCAGGACCGGUUACACCUGGGACGGGCACGCGCCGGCUGCCGCCCGCCAAUCAGACUGCGCUGUCCCCAGCAACCAAUCAGUGCUGCAGUUGGGCGGGGCUUCUCUUUCUUAGCCAAUCAUGCGACUCAAGGAACUUUCGGCCCCGCCGUCUCCACCAAUCAUGGCCUUGGGAUGCGGCGGGCUUCGAACCCCUCCCCCCACCCUGCUUUGGAUAAGAGUUUCUUUACCGCCUUUUAAGAGGCCGCUCCGGGGCUGGGCAGGAGCGCCUUGGACUGCCCGUUUCCAGUUUAGGCCCGGAUGGGUGAGUGAAGCCCACCAAAGAAAUGUGAUCGCGGCGAGACCCUCUCCAGGGCAUCCCCGUGGCUCCCCGGGUCGUCGGGGAUUGUAUUCACCGCCAGUUGGGUGGACCCCCUCCCCAGGGCCUCGCUAGUGUCAGGAAGGGGUAGGAAGCUCCACCGGGUCACAUGCAAGGUGCUUCUUUCACGUGUGCCCUCACUUCUGUCCCCACCACCUUCUCAGCGUCUGUCCUUGGGCCCUGGGCCUCCUCUCCAGCUAACGGGUUGCUUUAGAGACGAAGUGAGACCACCGGGACGCUGCUGCUCUGGCGCUCACACCACGCUGCCAUGUCUUUAGCUCUGAGGCGAGAGCAGCGCGCUGUUCAGCUGGUUGGAAAGGAAAGCCCAGCAGCCUGUGCAUGUAACUUUUUCUUUGUCACCCCAAAGAGGAGCAGGCAGCCUCUUGCUUGGGGGUAGGAUUUGCUUUGGACUCAUACUUUAGUUACCCUGAAACUGCCAGGGAUGGCUGUCCAACCAAGAUUGCUUGACAAUUCUUUGCAGGCUUUGCAAGACGGCUCAGAGCUUUGCUGGGGAGGAGCGGAUUGGUGGCUGCCAUGCAUGCCUCCUCCUGUCCGCAUCUUUACCCUGCUUACUCGCCUGUUCUAACCCGCUUUCCAGCUCCUGAAGGGCUGGUGAGUCAAGAAUCGGGGGUUACAGCUGGAAGCUGCUUGCAUGACUUGACCCAGGUCAAAGGUUGAGGUUCACUGGGAGAAAGGGCUUCGUUGAAUGUCUCAGGCCACAGAAAGCACUCCCUUCUUCCCUGCAGUGUCCACAUAAAUAUUUCCCAUUCUUAAUGAGUUGACAUUACCAAGUUGCUGCCUGGUUGGGGGACAGUCACCCACAGGGAGAGUAUUAGAGGGUUGGGAUGAGGCAGUAAGUACCCCUAAAGAUUAAUACAUGGAGAACUUUGCUCGAGUCUGUUCCUUCCCAGUCCCAACAGCAGGGGUGGAGAAAAAGGGUACACUGAGUAGGACUACAGGGAAACUGCAGUCAGGGCACCAGUUGCUCUGUUCUUGCCUGCCUCAUCUCUGCUUUCAAGAAGCUGCUCUGAUGAGAAGUUGAAAAACAAAGUAAUUACGCCAAACAGUAUUAUUGAGAAUAAUUUAUUUCUCCCCGCUUCUUCCCUUUGUUUUGUUUAAACCAUUAAUCCCCAUUCUAGAAGAGCUAGGUCCCAGAAUCCACAUCUUUUGUUCUAUAGUUAUUUAAACAUUCAAAUAUUUUCCUUCCCUUUCUUUUUCUGAAUUAAAAAUAACAAACCCCA